GAGUUUUUUGUUGUUCAUAAAAAAAUGCAUGGCUCGCUCGCGUCACCCGUCGCCCGGCUAUCGCCAUACCACGGCUGCGCUCGGUAAUAGCAACACGUCAAUAUAUUAUGUGCAGUGACUUAUCACGUUUGCCGUAAAAUACCUAGUUAUAUAAUUUUUUUAAUCACCGGUUGACAACUUAACAUAAUAUAAAAAUAAGUUUCAAGGAUUAUCGUCACCCCGAUAGGGGUUCCAGGAUAAGAUUUUGGAACGUUAAAAGAUAUAAUUCCACCAAGUUCCGGUGAUUAGUUACCCGGACACCGAGUAUCGGGAAUCACCUGCGACACGUCGAGUCAUAACCUCCAGCUGAGGGGCCUGCACCGGCGUCUUCAACGUCAGGGGAGUACCGAGCUACAAGGACAAACUAGAUCAACCAACAAUACACCCUACGACCCUUGCUCAAAUUGUAUUUUAAUUAUUUUUAAAUAUACAUCAUUUAAAGGCCGGUACGGGUAGUUUCAUUUAAGCCCCCCGUAACCGUAGCAUUGGCGCCCAUAUCGUGGUUUGGUUGGUCUAGUUUUUCUGAGUAGAAGUAGUAGUGUGUAUGUGUUUUUUUUAAUUUUUGUAAAACGUUUUUUUUUUUUGGUUGCCAGUAACUAAAGUGUACUCCAAAUUCUUUAUUUAUUUGUGUCAAAUUAUUCUAAAACAUCAAUGUGUUAGAAUUUAUUAUUUUAGGUAUCAUUUAAUUACCUACUUGUAAUAAUAAAUGUUACAGCAAUAAUUACACUUUAAGUGACUCAUUUCUUUGUUCAAACUUUGUAUAGAAACCGGUCGCUUCGUUAUCGCAUAAGUACAAAAAAUGUUUGUGCUAAGCCGUGUAUAGUCGAGCACAAAAGUGCUCGGUUUUAAUAUUUAUUUUUUGUGUUCUGAUUUUUUUUUUUUGUUUUAAUCGGGUAGUACACAUUAGUUACAAAUUACUUUUAACGCUUUUUCUGCUUGUUUUAGUAAAGUAUAUUUUUUUUUCUCAGCUUAAUUUUUUUUUCUUUAUUUGCCAACCAUAACGUUGCUUAGUUAAUUUUAUUUUGUAACGGAACGGAGUAGGGCAUUCGUAACCUUGUCCAACAUUUAUUUUAUUGCGGUGUUUAAUAUUUUUUUUUAGUUGAUUUUUUUUGUAUAUAUUUUUUUUAAUAUUGAUUUUUUUUUUAUUAUUGAAUUUUUUUUAUCUUAAAAUAUAAUGGCGUAUCCAGUUAAAUUCCUGUCACUGCAAAAAUCAGAAUUAGAAUACGAGGUUCUCAUUAGAGGUACUUCUCCUGCUUCCACAGUACAAGAGCUCCGAAAGCAGAUUUGUAAGCUGGGACCAUUAUUUCCUUCUGAAGACAUUUUAGAAAGCUCAUUACCUAUUUCUGACGACCUUAAAGGAGCUACUGACGUACUGGCUAAAAUCAAAUCACUUUUAGAAUCACCAUUAGAUAGGAACUUGUUAUUGCGAAUCGAGAAUCUUUUAAAUCACCUUUAUCAUCGGCUUAACCGUAUUACUUAUGACAGUAAGACGCAGCAAUUAUACGACACUUGCGUAAAUGAAUUUAAAACAUUGUUCAAUUUUUAUAAUUCGGUGAAAGACAAUGGAGAGGACAAAUUGAUAGCGUCAUCAUCUAAAGCCGACUCUCAACAGUGUGCUUCACCGCUCAAUGUAAGCGUCUCGUGUAGUCGAGAUCUCACAAAUGACGUAUUAAAGAUAAAAUUUGACGGCAAAUCAUGUGUUCGGUCUUUUAUUGAACGCAUCACAGAGCUAAGCAAAGCUAGAGAUAUUCCCAGUGCCAAACUUUUAUCUUUAGCAACGGAAAUAUUUACUGGCGAUGCUCUUCAUUGGUUCCGUAGUAUUCGACAUAACAUAGCAAGUUGGGAAGAACUUAUUUUGCACCUUAAAGCAGACUUCGAUAGGGUAGAUUAUGAUUAUCGGCUGCUUGCUGAAAUACGAGCUAGGACACAGGGUGAAACAGAAAACAUCAUAGUUUACCUUUCAAUUAUGUCUGGGCUUUUUUCAAGGUUAACAAAAAAUUUGUCUGAUGAGGACAAGCUAGAAAUUAUUCUACAUAAUAUCAGACCUUGUUACGCAGCCACCCUCUCUUCGCAUCCUCAUAUUAAGGACUUGGACACACUAAAAUCUCUGUGUCGCAAUUAUGAGAAUGUCCAAGCUCGUCUUUUAAAUUUUCGUGAGCCGCCUACACAGACGUCAGAUACCAUCGCGCCUGACUUUGCUUACGUUAGACCAUCCCAAAAUUUUAAAACUAAUUUUCAACAAUAUAAAUUUAAUAAUAAUCAAAAUACAAAUAACAACAGUUCUUUUAAAAAUCAAACUAAUCAUAUUAUAAAAACUAAUGAAAGUAAAAUUAAUAAAAGUUAUAUUGCUAAUAAUAAUAAUGUACAUGCUAUACAAACUUCUUCCAGUAAAACCUUUUACUGUCCUAGGUGUCGUAAUAAUACGCACAAUUUACGGCAAUGCAAGGCAGAUAAAAAUAAAAUCCUUUGUUUUAUUUGUGGACAUGAUGGUUUUAAGACUCCUGAUUGCCCUAAUUGCAACAAAGAAAAGCUUAAUAGUUCAAAAAACUAA
This is a messenger RNA of Leptidea sinapis, 2590 nucleotides long. RefSeq lists its product as uncharacterized. The record is from RefSeq and is a predicted model, not a curated record. The transcript is spliced from 2 exons. Lineage: Eukaryota; Metazoa; Arthropoda; Insecta; Lepidoptera; Pieridae. The coding region runs from base 1214 to 2590 and encodes 458 amino acids.